UUUAUUUUAUUUUAAAAUCUCUGGGUUUCAGGAGCCAAUAGUACCCCCUCUUACAGAUCUCCUUUCUUCCCUCCUCUCCCGACCCCAGAGAAAUGUUUGAGAUUUCCAAGCUCCCUUUCUAACUACAUUAAAGAAGAACUCAAAAUAAGAAACAAAGCCUCAACUCACAACAAUGGAGGGUGGAGACACAUUAUGUGGAGUUGGCAAACGAAAUCAAAUUGAGAACAAAGUGAUUCAGACAUUUCAGAAGAGUUUUGUUCAAGUUCAGAACAUAUUGGAUCACAAUCGCCUCCUCAUCCAAGAGAUCAAUCAGAACCAUGAAUCAAAGAUCCCCGACAAGCUCAGCCGCAAUGUCAGGCUCAUCAGAGAGCUGAACAACAAUAUCAAACGCAUCGUCGAUCUCUACGCCGACAUCUCGUCAUCCUUCACCAAGUCGAUGGAGUCUUGUUCCGACAGAGAUUCAUCACCUGGAACAGUGCGGUCCGAUGCAAAUAAGAGAAUUCGAUCGAGCUGAUUAAAAAUACUUGAUGACUUGAGAAUUUGAAGAAUUCUUUUGCCAAGAGGCAAAAAUGGCAAUGGAAAUGGAAAGUCUUUUGAUGGUUGAUAACAUUUAUGGAUGGAUUGGAGAAAGAGAGAAGAAAUGUGUGUGAGAGUAGUAAUGCUCUCGAGUUGCAACAUAGUAAGUAUUGAUGAUACAUAAUUGGGAUUUAGAUAAUCAUUAUAGAUGUUCAUCAAUUUCUUGCUAAUAUAUGAAGUAGAUUUGAGAAUG
This is a messenger RNA of Phalaenopsis equestris, 769 nucleotides long. RefSeq names its product protein ELF4-LIKE 3-like. Lineage: Eukaryota; Viridiplantae; Streptophyta; Magnoliopsida; Asparagales; Orchidaceae. Bases 173 to 514 code for a protein of 113 amino acids. The transcript has 2 exons. The record is from RefSeq and is a predicted model, not a curated record. Gene Ontology annotation, biological process: positive regulation of circadian rhythm; entrainment of circadian clock.